CCCUGAGUCUGAUGUUUCCAUUCCUGCAGGCCACACGUAGCCAUAUAUAAUAUAUAAUAUAUAUAUCCAGUACAGGUGGCGCACUACUGCUCCAGCUGCGUCAGCAUCAAUGGAUUGCAUAAGACGGGGUGCUGUAGCUGCCCCCAGCCCACUACCAACAACAACAGCAGGAGGCUAGUGCCAUUAGGCAGAGAUGGCUGUAGUGGUGAGUGUUGGAGGCGUCUCCACCAGGGGCCUGGUGAGGUUGGCACCAGUGUGGAAGUGUGUGUCCAGGGGGGCCUCAAGCUCCUUCCCUAUUGCUCCCCCCGGCGAAUAUCCCCCAACCAACCACCCUCCAACUUACUAUGUGGACCCCAACACCUCGGCACCCACCAGCUCCAAGCUUCCCGCACUCAAACACACUCAUCCUCAGUCUUAUGAGAAGGUUGAAAUGUCUACCGCAGAAUGGUCAUAUGUAGAACGCCUGAUUCCGCCAACGGCCAUACCAAAACCAACUGUAAACCCAGGUGAAGUGACCCCAUCUGGAUGGGUUGCACCUUCAGCUGGGCCAAGAGACUACCCUUACUUUGUUCCUCGGGCAGCCAGUCAUAUGUUACCUGUGUACUUGCUUCACCAGCCUAUAUUGUCAAGAUUCAUAACAUCGGUGAAACAUGUCGAGGGCGACAUCUUCGUACUGGCCGAGGAACUACGUGAGCAUCUUACACCGCUUAUUGCUCCAAAGAUCCUGUGUCUACGUGUUCAUGAGCCCCAUCAGAUGAUACAGGUCAAGGGACAGCUUGUGGGUGAGAUCAAAGAAUUCCUGUUAAAGAAGGGAUUUUAGUUUACAUGCAAUCAAGGUAAAUUUAAGCAAGUUAUAUUUUUGCACCUUAAAAGUGCUGUUUUAAGUGAUUCUGGCAGUAAAACCUCGGAUAUUCUUUUUUUAGCUCUAUAAGAGUCUACUUGAGUUACUGAAAGUGUCACGAAAGAUAACAAUUUACAAUUACCAUAACUGACUCUUGUUGGGUGAAUGGAGACUUGCAAUGUACAGUAUUUGAACUUUUGAAGAUUGUUUGCUUUUGACGGAGGGGCUGACAGUGGGAAGUGUAUUGGUUCUUUUGUGAUAAUAACUGUGUUGAACACAUCUGUUUGCAAAUUAGAUAAUGUAGCACAAGUUAUGAUUGUACUGUUACUACUAUCAAGUCUUAUGUAUUUUUAGUACUAUAAAA
Molecule: messenger RNA, 1205 nt
Organism: Procambarus clarkii (red swamp crayfish)
Lineage: Eukaryota; Metazoa; Arthropoda; Malacostraca; Decapoda; Cambaridae
Gene: mRpL49
Product: mitochondrial ribosomal protein L49
Biological process (GO): translation
Cellular component (GO): ribosome; mitochondrial large ribosomal subunit
Molecular function (GO): structural constituent of ribosome
Source: RefSeq, a predicted model, not a curated record